This is a messenger RNA of Mercenaria mercenaria, 8462 nucleotides long. RefSeq names its product protocadherin-9-like. Gene Ontology annotation, cellular component: plasma membrane. Gene Ontology annotation, molecular function: calcium ion binding. The record is from RefSeq and is a predicted model, not a curated record. Gene Ontology annotation, biological process: homophilic cell-cell adhesion. The transcript has 7 exons. Lineage: Eukaryota; Metazoa; Mollusca; Bivalvia; Venerida; Veneridae. Bases 2409 to 5618 code for a protein of 1069 amino acids.
AUCUUACAGUGAUGUGUAUUGUUUUACCUCCAAGAUUGCUAUCAAGGAAUGAUCGUAAUCCUUAUCUGUCAAAUUCAUAUCGAACAUCUAAAAAUGGGACUCCAUCAAGAUUACGUAUUAUCGCAAGCGAUUAAGCUUCUUUAUCAUUUCUUAUUAUACGAACCUUAUAAACGGCCUUAUAAACGGAUUAUUUUAACGGAACAAUGUAGGGGUGAUGUUGAUAUUAAGAUUUGAACGAGAUUAAGUCCGAGUAGUUUAUACGCAGAGGCAAACACGGAAUUUGAAUUGAACUUCAUUUAAAUCUUUACAUGAGAUUAUCUGUAUAUGAUCUAGUUAUCUGUCUAUCAAAGACCCGUCCCAUGUUUGAUUACCAUUGUUAAAGCACACGAAACAGAAGCAGAAUUUGGAAUGUGGCUAUUAAGUCAUUGCAUUUUGAGCAUGGAAUUUUAUUAUUAAUUACAAUAUAAUAAAUAGUACCUGUAUCUUAGCACUGGUCGCAAACUUAAGGCAAAAUCACUUGCCGUCAGCAGGCUUAAAGUAACUGAGAUAAUGGCUUAGAUCACAUUGUUGAAAAUUAUAUUAUAAACCCAUCUCCCCCACUCCCCUCCACCCAAAAAAAAAAAAAAAAACAAACAGAAAAAAGAAAGAAGAAUAGGGAAUGAAAAGGUACAGUAAUUUACUCCAGCCUUAGAUAAAUCAGUUCCUAAUUAUGUUUGUUUUAUGAUAGUUAUCAAAGAAUGUGUUAUAAUAUGUCAGCCAUGCUAUAUUGAGUAUAAAACAUACCUGUAUUUAACUUUUCAAUAUGUCUGCAACACAUACUAUUUGCAAAGAAAUGAAAUCAAAAGCAGCCUACAGUUAUUUAAAUUUUGUUGAUACCUAUUUGAAUGUUACAUUAUUAACAUAAAAAUACAGCAAAAUUACUCUUAUGAUUAACAAAAGUAGAACCUGAAGUAAAAUCUGCAAAAAAUAUUACUCCGUUACUUUUUGCAGCAGACCAAAUGUCUGUUUACAUUGUGAUUUUACGAUACAGUACUUUUUUGUUAUGACACUGUUCAAUUAGAGAUGUAGUUUUCUUUGUUUAGUUUUCAAAUUUAAACACAUUGUGGUGUUACUGUUGUCAGGUUGUUUUUGAUAUCUGUGAAUAUCACAGUUGUUGUUGUUGUUCUUGUCGUCGUGACCUGCUGUUAAUUAUGUACCACUAGUGAAUGUUCAUAUGCAGUUACAGAUUGAAUUCAACUACAGUAAUGGUGUGAUAAGGUGAUACUAGCAAUAACUGUGGCUUCCUAACUCAGGAAACUGCAGCUUUGUUAGUGGCCACACCAUCCUGCUUCGCCCAGGACACCGAAAGGUAACAUUCAGUGAAAUGCUGACAUUCUGUGAUUGGCUGAUGGCUGACAUUCAGUGAUUUGCUGAUGGCUGACAUUCAGUGAUUUGCUGACGGCUGACAUUUCAUGAUUUGCCGAUGGCUGACAUUCAGUGAUUUGCCGAUUGCUGACAUUCAGUGAUUUGCCGAUGGCUGACAUUUCAUGAUUUGCUGACAUUCGACAUUUCAUGAUUUGCUGACAUACUUUUAUCUCUCAUAAUGAGCUCACAUAUCACGUGGUUGGAGAAGUGAUAUCACACCAGUAUUUGUUAGAAACCACUCAGCUGUGCUUUAUUCAUGAUAUAGCAUGACAUAGUGAAUAUAACAUCUUAAUUAAUCCAACUAUUGUCUUAUAAUGAAAGAUUUUAAACAAAGAUAAAUUUUUAGAUCAAAUAGAUUGAGUCAUAUGUUUUGUCGGUCAUUCCGAUUUAAUUAAUGAAAGAUGAAUUCCAUGUGCCACAAAAUAAUAUUCCGAUUGAUUUUAUACGCGAUAUAAGAUAUCGUUUUGGAGGAGCAUGACAAUUCAGAUUAAGCGGACCUGAAAGAGUAGACUUCGUACUAUAGCUUAAAACAGAGCUGAUAAAUAUCUGAUUUGUUGUGGAAUUAAACAUCUUGUUUCAUGUUUUAUUUGAAGUUGUUUUUUUAUGAAAAUAAAGAAAAGCUGUCUAUAAUUUUGCCAGGAAUAAUCUGGUGAGAAUCAGCAGACCAGUGUUGGUGUAGAUCAUGUAAGGGAGGAAGUGUGCUGACAGUUUCUUAAUGGGAUAUAAAUAUUUUCUGACCAUUAUGCUGGCAGACUUAGAUUAUUUGGAAAAAUUGUGGAGUGUAGCUGACUGAAAUCAAGUUGAAGAUUUUGAAGUAAGGACGUAAGAGGCAACAGUAAGACGGAAUCACAGGACGAAGGCACGUUAUAGUACGAAGGGAUUUAACCACCAGUUAACGUAAACUGAAAAAGCAAAGAGUAUAAUACAUUGGAAGAGUAGGGUGAAAUUUCAAAAAAUGAUUCGUUCAGACAUAGUCAACUAGCACAGUAACCUAAAGCAGCAAGAUGAUGUCUAAUUGUUUACUUUAUUUGUUUUUCUUCGGGAUAGUGCUUAAGUCAGUGAAAGGAAUUGUGACUAUUACCUUCGAAACAGAGGAAGAAAUCACAGGAAAUGUCUUUCUGGGAAACAUUGCAGCAAAAUUAGGAGCAAAUGAAACUGAAAUAUUUGGUGGCAAUUUGGAAGGUGCGAACUAUAACAUCUUGAAGUCAGGUGAUGUAGACUACUCUGAUUAUUUUGACUUCAAUUCAGCAACUUCUGAUUUUUAUUUGAAGCAAAAAGUUGAUCGUGAGGAAGUCUGCCAGCAAAGUGAAGUAUGUAAAAUGAGAGUGAUACUUUUUGGUAAUUCUGGCACAGUCACUGAAUUUGUUAACAUUAAUGUCACAGUAAAGGAUAUAAAUGAUAAUAUUCCAACAUUUUCGGAAUCGGUAAAGAAUCUAUACAUCCAAGAGGGAACCGCGAUUCGGACAAGCUACACUCUGACACCGGCUAUUGAUUUAGAUUCCGGCAUCAAUGCGAUCCAAGAAUAUAUACUAGAACCGUCGCGAACUGACUUCGAACUCGAAAAGCAGCAAAAUCUGGACGGGUCAUCAACCUUGAAUCUCAUACUGAAUUUAAGUCUUGACAGGGAAUCCACACAUAACUACACGUUAUAUGUAAAGGCAGUGGAUGGGGGCACGCCACCCUUUACUGGAACUUUAACUGUUAAUAUCAAUGUCACCGAUAAAAAUGACAACCGACCAAUUUUUCAGCCAGCAGAGUACAAUGCUACUAUUGAUGAAGAUGUUGAAAUUGAUACUGUGGUAAUCACAGUCUCUGCCAUAGAUAGAGAUAUAGGUGAAAACAGUAGACUGGCUUACUAUUUCGCAGACUCUGUAACUUCAGAUAUAAGACAGUAUUUUGGUAUCAAGGAGACAAGUGGUAACAUUUUUGUGAAAGAGAUGCUUGAUUCGGCAAGUCGGCCUUUUAUCUUUUUCAUAGAAGUCAAAGAUCAUGGGGAUCCAAUGAAAAAGAGCCAAGCAAAAGUAACAAUUAAUAUCAGGGACAAAAAUAAUAAUCGUCCAGUAAUUGAGAUGAGUCCAUCUAGUAAUAUCAACAUAAAAGAGAAUUUGAAUAUCGGUACACACGUUGCCUUGGUUAUUGUUUCGGACGAGGACAGUGGUCUUAACGGAGAGGCAGACUGCGAGUGUCUUAAUUCCAGUUUUACAAUUAUGAAGGCCAGUGAAGUUGCACAAAAUACAUUUAGUCUUGUAAGUGCCGUUGAGUUUGAUAGGGAACUGCAGGCCUUUUAUACUGUAGAAAUAAACUGUAGCGAUAAAGGUCAACCCCCAUUGUCUUCAAAUCACACAUUUAUUGUUACAAUUACUGAUGAAAAUGAUCAUACUCCAAUAUUUGCAAAGACUAUUUAUACUGUAGAUAUUUUAGAGAAUAUUUCUGUUGGUGCUGUUUUUGAGAAAGUCCAGGCCACAGACCGUGACAUUGAUCAAAAUGGAAAAAUAGUGUAUGAAAUUGAACCAUUUGCAGAAUCGAGUAUGUUUGAAAUUGAUCCUGAUGGCGGGCAUAUCAAAGCUGCGGAAAGGUUUGACAGGGAGACUGAAGAUGAGUACUAUUUCAUAGUAACUGCACGAGAUCAGGGCCCAAACAAGCGCUCCGCUACUGCACAGGUUAUUGUACAUGUCAAAGAUGUUAAUGACAAUUCUCCUGCUUUUAUUGGUGACAGUUACGCCAUGUCUAUACUGGAGAAUUCCAACAUCAGUUAUAGUCUUGGAACAGUAACUGCUACGGAUGCUGACCUUGACGACAAUGGAAAAGUUUCGUAUAUGAUACCCGCUAAGUAUGCUAUGUUUCCAUUUGCGAUUCUUGACGAUGGAACCGUAAUAACCACUGAAGGUUUAGAUCGUGAAGUCAGAGAUUAUUACCAUUUUAACGUUGUUGCAUCAGAUCAUGGGAAUCCUCCACGUACCAGCAGUGUGCCAGUUUUCGUGACUGUGCUUGAUCAAAAUGACAAUGCACCAAUUGUAGAAUUUCCGUAUGGAGAUAAUGAUACUGUUACAGUUGCUCAUGAUACAGGUCCUGAUAUUGUAAUUGCUAGUGUUUUGGCCGAUGACAAUGAUGAUAAAGAAAACAAACGUCUCUCGUACAGUAUUCGAAGUGGGGAUAGUGAAGGUUUGUUUCAUAUUGAUUCAGAGACUGGUGAAAUUUACCUAACAAAACGUAUUUCGCGAGGUGAUAUCAAACGGUUUACAUUAACUCUAUCUAUCAAAGAUAAUGGUGUUAAGCCACUAGAAACUCAUGCAACUUUGCAUGUGACAUUUUACCUCGCUGAUACAGACACUGUAGCGGAUGCUGCGGUUGGCUCUAAGGGACAAAAUAUCCUUAUAGCUAUCGUUAUAUCGUGCGUCACUUUCGUACUUUCCGUUAUUAUCAUUGUAAUAAUUUGCAUGAUAAGAAGAAAAGACAGCAAAAACAGUUUAUACAAUGCCAAAGCAUACGAUGAACAAAAAAUUAUGGAAGGUCAUAGAAACAGUAAUAGGUCAAGUUCGUCAAGAGGUUCGCAAGAUAAAAUGUUGUAUCCGAGUGAAAAGGCUUAUAUGGAGAAUGGAUACGCAAAGAAAGCAAAGAAAGAGGUCAGUUUUAUUGUGGAAGAAGAUCAGGAUACUGGUGUCUCCAUGGAAACAAAUGGACAGUUUGAUUCUGUGUCAACCUUCACUGGUAAAUCUCCAUCCCCGGUGCCAUCUAAGAGUCCUGAUUAUGAGAAUUAUAAUCAAGAAAUUUCACCGCCGAGGUCAGAGAAAAGUGAAGACAAACAACGUGAGAUUCACAGAAUGACAUCACUUCGUGUACAUCAGGCUCUUAUUCAGUCACAAAAUAACAACAACAACAACAAACAGUGGCCGCAGUCACCCGGAGAUGAGCCGGCGAGGACAUUUAUUGGAUUGACGAAACGCCACAAUCUGGACGACUCUCACAGCGAGAGUUCAGGGGAGACCACUACGAGCGACUCGGGACGUGGCGGGAGUGAGGAAGACAUCCGUAGCAGUAUGACAAUCUCACACGACACAGAUGAGUCACGGAGUCCAAACAUGUCAACCUCGCAUCCGUUCUACACAUCGGACAAUCGUCAACCCACAUUUUCGUCUUUCCAUGGAAACAAUGUACAUAAGACUGGUCCUAUAUUAUCAUCAUUUUUAAAACAAAACAAAAAGACAGCAAAAUGAUGAAGCACAUAAAACUCAUAUCCUAUGAACGAUUUAUCAAAUCCACAUAGGAAUAACUUAUACAGUCAGUAUAGACAUCCGGGUGAAAUAAACGUUCCUCCGCCUGCCAUAAACGUAAACAAUGGACAGGGUAUGAAAUCAGUGCAAAAUAAAAUGGAUUUCGAUCCAUUAUUACACUCUUCUAAACAAUCGAAUCUUAAUUUCGGAAAUUCAUUCGAAAAUGAAAGUAUAACGGGACGAUCUCAGGAUGACGAUAAUACGACUACGACGUCGGGAAGUUAUACAAUAAAUGAUAUACAGGACGAUAUAUUAGAGUCAGAAACCAAAGAUAUGUUCUAUAAGCCGGAUACUUUCGUGUGAUAAUUCCUUAAUUGUGCUAUAAUUGACUUAUAAUAUUCAGACUUGUGUGGUAUGUGAUAUUAUUUCCUAACAGGGUUAGUGAAUUUGUAAAACUUGUAAUAAUUGAAUGGCAGCUUGACUUCAGCUUGAAACUGUGUGUGCUAAAAUGGCUGUGCGAUUCUAAUACAAAAAUGGAAUUCACUUGAUACAGUCAGAUUUGAAUGGGCAUCAGUGAAACAGUCUGUGGAAUGUUGUUGAGGCUGACUUAGAUGGAUUCAAGGCUAUAAUACUUGAAUAUGGAGACCAGUCUUGGAAUUUAGCUGUUUCAUUGGUCAAUUUCAAGACUGAACUCAAAAUCAACCAGUCAUAUGCUAGAGUUGUGAGACUGGUUUUCUAAGUCAGUUUUUAAAGCCUGGAGCAAGGUAGUGGGACAAGAAAACUAUUCAUGGUGAACAGUUACGUCAAAAACUGCCCCUGAGAUUUUUAUAGUGUGACAGUUAAUUGGCAUAAAGACUGUUCUAUGAUUUCAGUUCCAUCUUCUGUAUAUCAUUCUAAUUAGAUAAAUUCUUAUACAGAACAAUCAUAUAUUUGUGUGAAAAGUGAUAAACUCUGUAUAUAAUCUGGUUUGCAUACUGUUUUGCAUCAGUUGAAACAAACACACCCUCAUGUACCAAAUGUAACUUUAUUUGAGCAAUGGUUUUAUUUCACAUGUAGUAUAAAUGAAUAUUUGAUGUGUUCUAAAUUGUGUUCUUGCCAUAUUUUCUGAAAAUAUUUGUUGUUUUUUUUUCAAUGAAACUCAAAUCUUUAAAUUGUUAAAAUUAUGGUUUUUGUCAUGUUAAAUUGUCCACACAAUUAGUAAUUUAGUGAGGAGAGCCUAUAAUCUCGUUACUAGAGAAAUAAAAGUGAAAUUAGUCAUUAUCAGAUCUAUACAAAAUUGUUCUUAUCUACUGGUUUUUAACAAUUUCCCAUUGGGUUUUUCAACAUAAUAAAUUAUAUAAUAUGAUCAAACCUGUAUUAAACAGUCCACAGUGUGAAUGCUUAACAGUUAAUGUGAUAUGCAAGAAGUGCUAUUGAAGCAACAAAGUUUAUAAAAAAAAAAAUGUCAAAAUUUUAGAAAAUGAUGUAAAGUGUAGAAUAUUUCUUGUAAAUUUCUCAUUUUCAUUAUUUUGAGUCAUCACAUGAAAAUUGUCCAUGUGCUUGACACUUUGGUUAAGUUAAGAUUCAUUUUGAUAUUAUGCUUCACAUAUUAUUCAGUUUUAUCUACAUUCAAAUCUGUUCCGAGAGACCAUAUUGUAAAAUACUAGUAGCUUUUUUUUCUCCAGAUUUAAUUACUCAAGGGAAAGACCUCCUGCAAUAAGAAACGUUUUUCUGGCUGUCCCAAACAUGGUCUUUACAUACAAGUUUGACUGUAUAAGUUUUGUCUUCUAAUGUUGUAUGGCAUGUCUAAAAUCAAAAUAAUAUGUGUGCCAAUCUCCCAAUAUGUUUAUAUAUGUGUAUGUUUUUGAUGGCCAAGAGAACUAAUUUGUUUAUGAAACUGAUCUCAUUUAGAGGGUUUUGGUCUUGAUACUGACUGAAUGGCGAACAGUGCAGAUCAUGGUCAGACUGCACGGAUGUGCAGGCUGAUCUUGAUACGUACUGGCCGCAAAGGCAGAAUCAAUCGUGUCCAGCGUAAAGGUUAAAUUGUUAGGUUUGCAAAAAUCCAGUGUGCUACUAAAGCUUAUGGGUAUAAGAUUAUGGUAUAAUUGCCUACCAGGUAUAUAUAUUCAUCAGUAAGCCUAUUAGCAUGCUUCGGAUGUUGUAUAAAAAGUGCUAUGGCAGUAAAACAAGCUAAACAAGGAAGUAAAGAGUAAAAUCUAAACUCAGAAUACUGAUAUCUAAAUCAGACUAAAUGGAAAAGUGUCCUAACCCACUGAAUUUAAAGAAGUAACAGCAAUUUCCCAUUAAAACCCUCAAAUUUUGUAUAUUUGCCUUUAGCUUUGGCCUUAAAUUAAUUAAUAAAUGAUAUUCAAAUAUGGUAGCAAAACUAUUGUUUGCUAGCACUGUUAAAUUUUAGUUCGGUUUAAGACCUUAGUUUGUACUGGAGUGUUUUAUUUAUAAAUGAGUUGUGCCAUGAGAAAACCAACAUAGUGGCUUUGCGACCGGCAUGGAUCCAGACCAGCCUGCGCAUCCGCGCAGUCUGGUCAGGAUCCAUGCUGUUCGCUUUUAAAGCCUAUGGCAAUUAGAGAAACCGUUAGCGAACAGCAUGGAUCCUGACCAGACUGCGCUGAUGGGCAAGCUGGUCUGGAUCCAUGCUGGUCGCAAAGCCACUAUGUUGGUUUUUCCAUGGCGGGGCUCAAAUGUAUGAUUUUGUUGUUUUUGUUGUGUAAUAUAUUGUAUAGAUUGUCAUCAUGUUGUAUAUUAUUCAGGGAUCAUGAAUUCCAUAAAAUUGUGAACGAAAUUAUAUAUAUUUAUAUUAAAAAAAAAUCAAAAUGAAGAAUACAAAAACCAAUAAAAUGUAUGAAAUUA